UGCUUAUAGUUUCUCUAAAUUUUAAAGGCGCUGCCGAGAGUUUAGGAAUGCUUUCUAAAUCUGACUUUUGUCAAUGCUUAAAAACAAUGUGACAGUAGGAGGCAGGCAAGCUGUAUGAGCAGCUUUGUUCAAAUCACGCACACACAGAUUACCCCUCGUGAGCGCGCACUGAGGACUGUUGUUGCUAUGAUGCAAUGGCGACUGCGCCGUGGGAAGCAGGCGAGGAGUUGAAUGAGUUUCCUCCACAGUUGAGGAGAAGCUGCCGCCGACAGCCACGGACACACUCAGAGAAACCUUCCCGGACUCGUUGCAUGGAAACCCGGAGCCAGGUGUGUCCUCUAGCGCUGCAGCUUUGCGCGUCAUGAAGGUUGGAGAGAUUUCACGCACCUCUGCAGGAGAAGCAGCAACACCCUGAUCGCUCCGAGCGCAUUUAUCUCCCAUUGUUAUUUAGACGCGUUUUUCCCCUCAUCUGUUCUGCGGACCUUUUUCUCUACUGGAGCGCCAUGGCUGAGAGAACCUCCGCCGGGUUUCUCUCCAUGAUGCUGGAGCCCACACCGGCGGUGGCGAUGAGCCUCCCGGCGGAGGUCCGGGAGAAGCUGGCGGAGCUGGAGCUGGAGCUGUCUGAAGGAGACAUCACUCAGAAGGGCUAUGAGAAAAAAAGAAGCAAGCUGCUGGCGCCUUACAUCCCACAGAUACAAGGUGUAGAUCCAUCUUUGCAAAUUGACAACAGAAUCCAGGCCUCUUCCCAAGCUGUUCUUCCAGUUUCCAAACAUAACAAGUCCCGAGCCGGCAAUGCCCGAGAUGAGCGCUUCAGAUCUGAUCUGCACACAGAGGCUGUCCAAGCUGCAUUGGCAAAGUACAAAGAGAGGAAGAUGCCCAUGCCCUCAAAGAGACGAUCUGUGUUAGUUCAGUCUUCAGUCGAGGCGUGUACCCCUCCAGACACCUCCUCAGCAUCAGAAGAUGAGGGCUCACUGCGAAGGCAGGGACGCCUAGGCACGUCCACGCCCUAUCAGGGCCACAGCCACCCAGCCGUCGAACACUGGUUCAACCGUGUCAUCCAAGGGUCGUCCACCUCCUCCUCUGCUUCAUCCACCUCAUCCCACCCAGGAGGCAGAUCUGUCACUAACAGCACCGCCCACGCUGCCCUCAACGCCAACGCCGCAGCAACAGCCCUUGCGGACCUCAUGGCACACACCCAACUUGACACCCCGCUCAUCACAGAUAACCACUCAGCACCCCCCGACGUGACGGGGCUGUCCGAGCGCUCCUCCAUUCACCUGGAGCGGCCCCUGGUGGGCUCCAUGCGAGGCCUUUCCCGCAGCUACAAUCACCACGCCAGCAUGAUGGAGACCGCAGAUGGCUGUGAGUGGGGUGGUGAAGGAUCCCUGACUUUAAUUGAUGGUGUUCCUGUCAACAGUCGUGUCUCCAACAAAAUCCAGCAGCUGCUAAAUACAUUAAAGAGACCAAAGCGUCCACCAUUGCGUGAGUUCUUUGUUGACGACUUCGAGGAGCUUUUAGAUGUCCAGCAGCCAGAUCCCAACCAGCCCAGGCCAGAAGGCCAGCAGAUGAGCCCCCUAGAAGGAGAGCCACUCGGGGUGGUCACCAACUGGCCUCCUUCAUUGCCAGCAGCCCUGCAAAGGUGGGGAACCACUCAUCCAAAGAGCCCCUGUCUGACAGCACUAGACAACGCUGGCAAGCCUGUCUACACACUCACCUACGGUAAACUGUGGACCCGCAGUCAGAAGCUGGCCUACACUUUGCUUAACAAGCUGAGCAGCAGAAAUGAGCCUUUGCUAAUUCCUGGAGACAGAGUCGCCCUGGUGUUCCCCAACAGCGACCCGGUGAUGUUCAUGGUGGCCUUCUACGGCUGUCUCCUGGCAGAGCUGGUGCCGGUGCCCAUUGAAGUGCCGCUGACCAGAAAGGAUGCAGGCAGUCAGCAGAUCGGCUUUCUUUUAGGAAGCUGUGGGGUCACGUUGGCGCUGACCACUGAUGCUUGUCAGAAAGGCCUGCCCAAAGCACAAACAGGGGAGGUCGCAACUUUUAAAGGCUGGCCACGUCUGCUUUGGUUUGUAACAGAUGGGAAACAUGUAGUGAAGCCUCCAAAAGACUGGCACCCGCCAAUACGGGAAGCCAGCAAUGAUAUCGCUUAUAUAGAAUAUAAAACCAGCAAAGAGGGAAGCACCAUGGGAAUUACCGUGUCCAAUUCAGCCAUGCUGGCUCACUGUCAGGCCGUCACACAGGCCUGUGGCUACACAGAAGGUGAGACCAUUACCAAUGUUCUGGACUUUAAGCGAGAAGCAGGAUUGUGGCAUGGUGUCCUCAUGAGCGUCAUGAAUCGGAUGCAUGUCAUCAGCAUUCCCUACUCCUUGAUGAAAGUCAACCCCCUGUCCUGGAUACAGAAAGUUCACAUGUACAAAGCGAGGGUAGCUGUGGUGAAGUCCAGGGACAUGCACUGGUCUCUGCUGGCCCAGAGAGACCAGAGAGACAUCAGUCUGAGCUCUCUUCGGAUGCUGAUCGUGGCCGAUGGUGCUAACCCAUGGUCGAUAUCGUCCUGCGACGCCUUCCUAAACGUGUUUCAGGCACGUGGGCUCCGACCUGAGGUGAUCUGUCCAUGUGCCAGCUCCUCAGAGGCAAUGACUGUCGCCAUCCGCAGACCUCCAGAGAUGGGUGUUCCUCCUCCGGGCAAAGCAGUGCUGUCCAUGAGCGGGCUGAGUCACGGUGUGAUCCGAGUAGACACGGAGGAGAAACUCUCUGUCCUCACAGUGCAGGAUGUGGGGCAGGUCAUGCCUGGAGCCCUUGUUUGCGUGGUGCGAGUAGAGGGAACACCUUUUCUCUGUCAGACAGACGAGGUUGGAGAGAUCUGCGUCAGCUCAGGCAGCUCUGGUUUAACAUACUACGGUCUCCCAGGAAUGACCAAGAACGUCUUUGAAACGAUCCCAGUGAAAGCCUCUGGAGUUCCCAUCAUUGACAGACCUUUCACCAGAACCUCACUGCUCGGCUUUGUUGGUCCAGACAACCUGGUGUUUGUCAUUGGGAAGAUGGAUGGCCUCAUGGUGGUCUCUGGCCGGAGACACAAUGCAGAUGACGUGGUUGCCACGGCGCUGGCUGUAGAGCCAAUGAAGUUUGUCUACAGGGGAAGGAUUGCAGUGUUUUCUGUGUCGGUCCUACAUGACGAGAGAAUCGUUGUUGUGGCCGAGCAAAGGCCAGAUUCCUCAGAGGAGGACAGCUUCCAGUGGAUGAGCCGUGUCCUUCAGGCUAUCGACAGCAUCCACCAGGUAGGGGUGUACUGCUUAGCUCUGGUGCCUGCCAACACUCUCCCUAAAGCUCCCUUGGGUGGUAUCCAUAUAUCUGAGACCAAGCAGCGCUUCCUGGAGGGCGCCCUGCAUCCCUGCAACGUCCUCAUGUGUCCUCACACAUGUGUGACCAACCUGCCCAAACCGAGACAAAAACAACCAGAGGUCGGCCCUGCUUCUAUGAUAGUGGGAAACUUGGUGGCAGGCAAGAGGAUAGCACAAGCCUGCGGUAGAGACCUGGGGCAGCUGGAGGACAAUGACCAGGCACGUAAGUUCCUCUACAUCCAGGAUGUGCUACAGUGGAGAGCUCAGGCCACUCCGGAUCAUCCUCUGUUCCUCGUUCUCAAUUCUAAGGGCACAGUGGCAAGCACAGCUUCCUGCCUGCAGCUGCACAAGCGUGCAGAGCGAGUGGCAGCAGCUCUGCUGGGACGCCUCAACACUGGGGACCACGUAGCGCUUGUCUACCCACCAGGAAUCGACCUUAUUGCAACCUUCUACGGUUGCCUGUAUGCUGGGUGUGUCCCAGUCACUGUUAGACCUCCACACCCACAGAACCUGGCCACCACCCUGCCUACUGUCAAAAUGAUUGUCGAGGUCAGUAAGUCAGUGUGUAUCUUGACAACCCAAGCAACAAUGAAGCUGCUAAAAUCCAAAGAGGCUGCUGCAGCUGUAGACAUCAAGAGCUGGCCCACAGUGAUGGACACAGAUGAUUUGCCCAGGAAGAAAUGUCCUCAGACAUACAAACCCCCAACACCAGAGAUGUUAGCUUACCUAGACUUCAGUGUCUCCACUACUGGGAUCCUGGCAGGGGUCAAAAUGUCUCAUUCUGCCACCAGUGCCUUGUGUCGUUCCAUCAAGCUGCAGUGUGAGCUCUACCCUUCCCGACAGAUCGCCAUCUGUCUGGACCCUUACUGCGGCCUGGGGCUGGCCCUCUGGUGCCUGUGCAGUGUUUACUCUGGACACCAGUCGAUCCUUGUUCCUCCUCUGGAGCUGGAGACUAAUGCUUCACUUUGGCUGACUGCUGUCAGCCAGUACAAAGUCCGCGUCACCUUCUGCUCAUAUUCAGUCAUGGAGAUGUGCACCAAGGGUCUGGGCUCACAGACUGAAGCUCUACGGUUGAGAAACGUAAAUCUGUCGUGUGUUCGAACGUGCAUGGUGGUGGCAGAGGAACGGCCUCGUAUCAGCCUCACUCAGUCCUUCUCAAAGAUCUUCAAAGACUUGGGGUUAUCACCGCGAGCUGUCAGCACCACCUUCGGCUGCAGGGUGAACGUGGCAAUCUGUUUGCAGGGAACAUCUGGACCAGAUCCCACUACUGUUUAUGUGGACAUGAGAGCUCUACGGCACGAUAGGGUCCGCCUAGUGGAGAGAGGAUCCCCUCACAGUCUGCCCCUGAUGGAGUCUGGGAAGAUCCUUCCAGGAGUGAAAGUGGUCAUUGCCAACACAGAGACCAAAGGACCUUUAGGAGACUCACAUCUAGGAGAGAUCUGGGUUAGCAGUCCUCACAACGCCACAGGCUACUACACAGUUUAUGGUGAAGAGGCGCUGCAUGCCGACCACUUCAACACUAAGCUCAGCUUUGGAGACACCCAGACGGUUUGGGCAAGAACCGGUUAUCUGGGCUUCUUGCGACGCACCGACCUCACUGACGCCAGUGGAGAGCGUCACGAUGCUCUCUAUGUGGUGGGGUCUCUUGAUGAAACUCUGGAGCUGAGGGGGAUGAGGUAUCACCCCAUCGACAUUGAGACAUCUGUUAUCCGUGCUCAUAAGAGCAUAGCUGAAUGUGCUGUGUUCACAUGGACCAACCUCCUGGUGGUGGUGGUGGAGCUGGAGGGAUCCGAGCAAGAGGCCCUGGACCUGGUGGCCUUGGUUACAAACGUCGUCCUGGAAGAGCACUACCUAAUUGUGGGAGUGGUGGUGGUGGUGGACCCUGGAGUGAUUCCUAUUAACUCCAGAGGGGAGAAGCAACGGAUGCACCUCAGAGAUGGAUUCCUGGCCGACCAGCUGGACCCAAUUUAUGUGGCGUACAACAUGUGAGGAGCUUUUCUGCAGGAGGAUUAGCUCCUCUCCUGCUUUUUUAAAAUCCCAAUCCUGGUGACAGCAAGACAGAGAUGCCUUGUGUGAUGCAUGGCCUUAAUAGAGAGACUUUUGCCCUUUAGCACUCAAAGGAAUGAAAAACCAAAUGGAUACACGACUUCCCAGCAGGUAUAAGACUGAUACAAACCUCACAUCUGUUUCCAAUGUGGACAUCAGCAAAGAUAUUUUUAAAGGGCAUUUUUCUUUCACGGAUGUGAGUUUUGGAUAUAUGACUUAGCUCCGGCCUCUUCAAACCCAGGUGCAGCACAGCAGGAGGAUUUUAGUUUGAUGCUUCAGAGUGCCAAUAAAUGUAAUUUAUUUUGUUAGCUUAUAAAGGGUGAAUGUUAAGCGUGAGCAUGUGCCAGUGCACCAAACAUGAUGCAAAACAUUGUGUUUAGAGCUUUGCGUGUUAGGUCCGAUACUUUUCAUGGAAAAUCUGUAUUUUAUGAGCAGAUCCUGACAUUAAAGCGGUCCUCCUAAUUUUAGUCCCCAUGCCUUGAUGAAGGAACACAAAGAAUGUUAGUUGUGGUUUGCUGUUAUAACACGAUGUGAGUCAAACACACAGUUUUCUUGUCCUUGAGGGUUCACUCAUUCCUCCUUACACAUGCACACACACAGAAAAACAAGAUUCUCAGCUAUUUGAAAGGACAAACAUCAAAUUAACUAAUCAUUUAUUUAUUAAAAUUACAGGUCGGGUCAUUGUUAUACACAGAAAAUAUAGAGAACUUUUUGAAAUUACAUAAUGAAUAUGAGGGAGGCCACAGCUGAGGUCCAUAUAUAAACACAUACUAAUUAGUGACUUUUAAAGCACUAAUAUGCAACAGUUAUUAGCUUUUAAUGGAGCUAUUGAUUUACUACGAUUUUUAAACACUGUUAUGUCUUAGAAAAACAGAAAACAUGUUUUUGUUCUAACGAAUUUGCAUUUCAGCUAUGACAUUUAGAUAGUAGGGUCAGAAACUAGCAUAAACGAUUAUAUGCACUUAUCCAUUCAGAAUGGUUUCAGGCUGGAUUAGGUGGUGUUACAGUUUGGGGGUAUUUUCUUCUCUUACAUCUGGAAUCAUAAAUCUUAGAGGAGCAUAUCUUAAUUGCUACUGCCAAAGUAUGACACUUACAGCAUGUACAUCCUUUUCUGGUUGCAGUAUACCCCCCUUUAGACAGCAGGCUCCGAAAGGAUAACAUGCCAGGUCACAAAGCUCCAGUCAUCUCAAACUGGAUUAAAAAAUAUUCAAAUAAUUUUAAUCCUUCAGUCAGUCGAUCUAAUUAGAAGAGGAGAUUUCAAAUGUGUGAAUCUGCAGUUAUUGAAAGCCCCUUUCAUCUAAAUAUGGACCAAAAUCAGAGUGAUGUAUCAGACGUCUUGUUGACUACAUGCCACACAACUUUAAAGUAGUUCCGAAGGCAAAAUGGAGUCCAGCACAACUGUAGCAAGCAAAGUAUAACUAAAAAAUGUGGCCAGAGUUCGUUCCAUUUUCAAUUCUCGAUGUAUCAUCAUACUUUCUGCUCACAUGGGGCUUUUUAGCUGUGCAUGUGUGACUCGCAUCGCACAGCAACUCAUAUCAGGUUGUAACGGUUUCUUGUGUCCCUUGCCUUUUAAAUAAACUCCACUUCAUUUUAAUCUCUUUUUUUUAUCUUAACAUGUUAAACAGUUACUGUUAAGUUUUACCAUGUGAUGCAUGCAAUGUGAAGGAUGUAGUUUUAAAUGACUUCAUACACUAAGUGCGGAUCGGUUUAAGUCAAACGAGGGACAGAAAUAGGAUUAUGAUUGUUGAUUUCUGUUAGCUGUGAGCUAAAGAAUAUAAAUGAAGCCUUAAGUGUUUUUUAGGAUGCCUGUUUCUAUUCCAGCUCCAUUUGACUGUGAUAGAGAGGGAAAAUUGGUAUAUUUACAGAUAUUUUGGGUUAACAUGCACUUGAUUAAAAACAUAAGUCAAUCUAAACAAACUCCAUAAACAUUUCUAGGAUUCUUCUUUUUUUUUUUCUUUUAAAUGUGCUGAAAUCAUUUCCAGAAGGUUUAGCCGAAUUUUUUUGUGCCAUAAGGCUGAAUGAGAGUUUGACCUUUAAAUGUACCAUAUUAAAUAACUGUCCAGAAUAUCAGAUCACCCUUUUAUGGUUUCCCUUUUGUUUUGAUUGUUUCUCCUUUAAUUUGAAAAACCCUUCAGACACGAACUCCAGCCUUGUAAGUAUGUACAGAUUUUUUGUAAAUUAUUUUUGAUGAGGAGACAAUAGGAGAGCCCAAAUAAGACUAAUUCUGCCAUAUCUGUGAAUUUCUCGCUCACGUACCUUGUAAAGAUGUUUUAUGGUGGGGAUGGACACUUCCAAGAUGAGAGGAAUAAAAGUCCAGCACAAAAAGAAGACAUUGGUACUCUGAGACUGCAGGGAUAUUGCAUAAAUCAGAGCUACGUUUUUGUGGAGAUGUACAGAAAGAUACAAAUGUUGAAGAUGAUGGUUGCUUGUCAUUAUUUUCAUAACAUGA
This is a messenger RNA of Cyprinodon variegatus (sheepshead minnow), 7833 nucleotides long. RefSeq names its product disco interacting protein 2 homolog A (gene dip2a). The record is from RefSeq and is a predicted model, not a curated record. The coding region runs from base 504 to 5327 and encodes 1607 amino acids. The transcript has 39 exons. Gene Ontology annotation, cellular component: cell surface. Lineage: Eukaryota; Metazoa; Chordata; Actinopteri; Cyprinodontiformes; Cyprinodontidae.